GUUAUCGAUGAUUUUCCGCUUUACACGUGCAAAUUAAGUAGCACGUUAUAAAUUUAAUACGAAGAAGUUUACUUAAUUUAGGUAUAGAAACUUAAUUAAAAUGAAGGCCAAGGCGGAUAAAAACUUAACCAAUGGAGGAACAAUCAAAGCAAAGGUUAAGGAGGAACGCAAACGCCCAAAAUCCUUGAAAUCAGGGGAGGAUGUGGACAUAGGAAGACCGGCCAAGAUUCUAAAGGUGUCCAGAAAGGAAAAGCCAUCGGAGCCCGAGGAAAAGGAGAACACACCGAGCAAUGGUCACCUGAAGGUAUCUCAAAUCAACAAAGCCGUUUUCGUGGUCUUUAAAAAGAUCCAGGCCAGCCCCCUGACUCAGAAAAUGAUUAAUUCCCUGGUGGUGCUGCUGCGGGACGACACAAAUGUUGAACAGCGCACUGCCACCAGUUGCUACGUGCUUAAGCGUUUGAUACGUUCUACAGGAGCAGAUGACCUCAAGGCAGUAACCCUGGCCGCUAGUUAUAUACUCUGCAUCCUUAGCGCCGUGCCCGCUAUUGAUGCUUUUGAGGUUCUAGAAACCCUAAAGCGGGAUCUGGCCGUUGGCAGCCAGCAGAGGGGCAAGGAGGACUCCUUAGCCGCCGUAGGUCAGUUGAUUACAGCCUUUUGUAUCCUGCAGACGCCGCAGUUCGCCAAAGCCGAGGCCAAACUGGUGUCAGCAGUCUACCAGAUUCUAGCGACCCAGCUGAAAGGCAGGGAGUACCUGGUGUCCAUGUGUGCUGAUAUUCUAGCGGGCUCUUUCAAGCAGCUACCAGCUGCCAUCUUCGAGGAGUACGUGUGGCCACUUCUGCAACCCCAACUAAACAAGCCAUUGAGUGCAUUAAAGGUUAACACCUGCGAUCUAUUGCUUGCCGUUCAUCUUACCUAUCCCUCUAUUUUGGGACGGGAGCAGCUCAUUGCUAGUUUGUGGCCAAAAAAACCGGCAUUCGGACAGCUCUUUGAGCUCUACUUUUCCGGUUCUACCAUUCACAGUGACGGUGUCUACGCCAGAUUGGCUAUAUUCCUGACGAAAGGCGGGAAGGACAUGCUCGUUGCCUGGCAGCAUUUCAGCGAUUCAAAUCAUCCUUUAAAAAACAAUGCAGCUAAGGCUUGUGCGGUCCAAGUACUGGCCCACAUAAUACUCAACGUCGAACAAACAGAAGAACAGUACAUUUUGGAUAUUUUUACGACCACAUGUGUGCAAUUCUUGCUGCAGGAAUUGACAGCCUCAAAGGGGGAUACAGGUGAGGUAAAAAAACCCUCCCAAAAGGAGCUGCGCGAAAUUUGCUUCAAAUUCGAAGGAGCCUUGGUUUUGAGUUUCGAAAAGCAGUUGCAAAAUGAGGAAAUCAAACUGCAGCUUCUGCUAAAAUUACUGGACCACAGACUGCAGUUGGAUUCGGUAAUUAGUUUGCCACGUUUCACCCAGCAAUUGAUCAAUCAAUUAAGCGUAGAGAGUCUCCAGAAACUCUACGAUUACUACAGAAAUCUACUGAGUUCUUUGGACGAUGAGGAUAGAGUGAACCGAGUGCACUGCCUUAACCAGAUGCAAAUACUCCUACAGCAUUCAAAACUAGACCAGGAGGCUAAAUGGCGUCAAAAGCAGCUGCGUCACCUGCUCCUCGCUGGCCUUUUCCAUUUAGAUGUCGAUAAUAAGCCAUGUGAGGCCCCCAAAGCCAGCGCUUUCAGUCGCCAGUGUGCGGCGCGUUGUGAGGAAAUCUUUCUGGGUUCUCUGCUGCACAAGUGUUCUGGUCUGCCAGCUCUUUGUCAGUUGCUCCAAAAGACUUUGAGUUAUCUCAACAAGGAGUUGGGGAAACCAGGUACGGAGAGCAAAUUGCGUUUCCCAAGGAAUGAGGCCCUGCAGGAAGUAUGGAAACAGGUGGAAAAAUUGCUGGCGAAUCCCAGUAAAGAAACGGAUUUCGUUGCACAAACAUUCGAGGCGCUUAUCCUGUUUGUUUCUUUAUCUUUGUUCACAAAAAAUCCUCUAUCCGUUACCGUUUUGGAGGAUCUGAUUAUAUGCCGAAGAAAUGCCCUGGAGAAGAGCAAAAAAAAUGUUAACGAGGAACUUAAAUGGCAAGAUGUGCUUACAGAUGCCCUGCUGCAGUUGCUCUUACAAACGGGCCACUUCUGGCGUGAGUUUGUCAACCUGGUGGGCACUGCUUUGAUUCCCCACCUCGAGCAUGCUAACCUUGAGCAGGUUCUUGAAGUACUCAACAUGAAUCAAAAUCCCUUAAGCAAGAAAGACGAUGGCGAAGAGAGCAAUGACGAAAUCGAAGAAGAUUCCAGCGACGAUUCAGACGGUGAGGAUGAUGAUAGUGAGGAGGAGGAAGACGAUGAGGAUUCUCAUUUAGCACAAAUUCGCGAGAGCGUUCGUCAGGCUUUGGUCAACGAAGACGACGCCGAUGAGGAUGGCGCCAGUAGCGUGGAUUGGAACGAUGUGGACGAGGAGCAGGGUGAGCGUUUGAAUGCUGCCCUGGAGCGAUCUUUUCAGUUGUUCCGACCCAAGUCGCGCAAAGCCCAAGAGAAAGAGCGACCCUCCAAAUCGGAACGCAUUGAUAACACUAAACUGCUGCACUUCCGCAUUCGCGCUUUAGAUUUACUCGAGCUGUUUAUAUCAAAGAAACCAACUCAAUCGGUGAUCUUGGACGUGCUGUACUGCGUUUUUCAGGUGUACCGACACUGCAGCGGCGACACCAAACUGCAAUCCUUGCGAGAGGCCAGUUUAAAGUUGCUCAAAAAGCUGCUCGCUAAGAAUAUUGAAUUUGAUGCGAAGCAGGAUUCGACACCCAUUCUAGAGGCCAUUGAGCAGCUGAUGUCGACUGCCGAGGAUAAGUCAGAGGAGGAUCAAGAGGAUAGCAAGCAAUCAACCAACCGACAGGUAAAGGGAGAGGUCGCUAUUUGGAGGGAUAAAUGCUUCGCCUACCUGGUUUGCCAGGGCUCAGCAGCUGGGGAGCCCAAGCAUAGUGCCGUUUGGCCUUUGCUCGUUGAAUUCCUGGAGCUGUGGGUAGCCAAUCGGCGUAGUCGCCUAUCGCUGGCUAGUUUCGAGGCUCUCUUCCAGUCUAGUCAAUGGCAGGGAAUUGCUCCGCUGGCCGUUGUCUUGGCUUCCCAUUUGGAUGUAAAGAAAACACGCAGUUUCCGGCGAGCACAGAUAUUAAAGCUUCUCAGUGAGCAAUUUCGACGACUCGAAUCAGCUCUCAAGGAUGACAGCUCCUCUUCCAAGGAAUUCGAGAAGCAACUAGCCAGAUAUGUGCAUCAACUAGAGACAGAGCCUAGCAGUCCUAAAGAGUUAAAGCUGCUGCAGAAGAUUUUGGCCCAAGGUGCCCAGAAGCGACAGAAGUUGCUAGAAAGUAUUCAAGUCGUGGCCAAGAAAUCUAAGUCUGCAAAUAAGACAACAAAGCAGGAGCAGCAGGUUUCUGGGGAAGGUAUGGAAGUGGAAGAUGAGACGCAAGCAGCAAAGGGGGAACAACUGAAAACGAAAAAGGACAAGUCAAAGAAGCCAACAAAAAGCCUACAAAAUAAUUAAGUUCGCUCCAUAAAUAUCCCUGCUUAAUAAUAGAUUAACAUUAAGUUUUUUGUUCCUAGGAAAUAUCUAAUGUUAAAUACUAAAUUAGUAUUGAAGCCAAUAAACUUUAAAAACAAAUAUUUUAAA
Messenger RNA from Drosophila subpulchrella, 3673 nucleotides. It is a transcript of the gene Mybbp1A, whose product is annotated as myb-binding protein 1A. NCBI's taxonomy places the organism in Eukaryota, Metazoa, Arthropoda, Insecta, Diptera, Drosophilidae. The transcript has 4 exons. The record is from RefSeq and is a predicted model, not a curated record. Gene Ontology annotation, cellular component: nucleolus. Gene Ontology annotation, molecular function: sequence-specific DNA binding; transcription corepressor activity; RNA binding. The coding region runs from base 101 to 3547 and encodes 1148 amino acids. Gene Ontology annotation, biological process: regulation of DNA-templated transcription.